AUAAAAUAUAUGAAGAGUAAGUUUUUGAAAUAUGCCAAGUCGCAAAAAUGAAAAUUUUGAGAUAAAUAUGAAUUUACCACUCAUGAAUUCAAGAUUAUUGCAAGGAAAUAAAGAAUGCAUCUUUGAUGAACGAGUAAUUAACAAUUUAGAAGAAUGGCUGCGAAACAAUGCUGGCUAUAGUUUAAACAAUGGGGCAACAACAGGUCUUUCGGCUUGUAAUAAGAGGGCAAAAAUAAUUAAAUCCACUUCACCGAAUCCUCAAUCGUUAUCAGCGCAAAAAAUGGUUCAUGACGAGUUAAGUGCUUCAGAAUACCUAAAUCAACUUUUGCAAGAUAAAACUACGGUAUCAAAAAUGCCGAAAAUAUUCCUUCAUUCCGAAAGGUUACUCGACGAAGAAAUUAAUCGGGUUCGAAAUGAUAUAUUUUGUCCUUCAAACUUUUUAAUGUCAUUGCCUAAACCUCAAGGAAACAUUGUAAAACUUACUGAGAAGGUUUAUGCAAAAGUCAAAGAAUAUCCAAAGUUUAACUUUGUUGGAAGAAUCAUUGGGCCUCGAGGAUUAACUUUAAGACAAGUAGAACAAGAAACUGCUUGCAAAUUGCUUGUAAGAGGUAGAGGUUCUAUGAAAGACAAGAAGGCUGAAGAUGAGAAACGUGGUUUGCCUAACUAUGAACACUUAGACGAAGAUUUACAUGUUUUAAUUAUGGUAGAAGAUACAGAAGAACGUGCACAUUUAAAGCUACAAAAAACUGUUGAAGAAGUUAAUUUUCUUUUAACUCCUCCAAGAGAUGGUGAAGAUGAUAUUAAAAAAAAACAACUACAAGAUUUGGCUAUUCUUAAUGGAACAUAUAGAGCACCAAUCAAUGAAAUAAAAACUCAAUUUAAUGGAUAUAAUACUACAACUUCUUCAACAGUGCAAAAUGGUCUAUUGACAUUUCCAAGUCCAACUCCUGUUAUGAACCAUAACAAUACACCUUUCCCUGCUUUACGUAGCACAUCAGUAACUCCAAGUGUUAACCAACUGAAAUCUCAAAUAGAAAGAGUGAGGAGGAUGUAUCAUCCUUAUAACAAGUCUGCUGCUUGACAGAUUUCUAUAUGCUGAUAUCGCGACAAAAAUUCAUUAAUACCACUUUACUGACGAGUUCAAUUUGCAAUUCAUCUGCUAAAAGUCAUUCUUAAUUAGAGUUUUUGAAUCCAGAGAGUCGUUAGUGUUUUAUGCUUGUGGCAAUUUAGUGGAUUUUUUUAUUAUCGUAUUAAUCUUUUAUGUUCUGUCAUGUUUCAGUUUUAUUUGUUUUAUUGUUAUGUUUAUACUACUGAUUCUUAAAUUUUGUAAAUAUUAAAAUUAGAUUUAUAUACAAAUAUAUUUUUUACAGACAAAUUAUGCAAUUAAAUGUUUGAUUGAUUUUUAACUUAUUUUAAAAAUUUAUUGUGAAUACUUUGUAUGUCAAUUGUAUUGAUGUAAAAUUCGAAUAAGUUUAUUAUUCAUUAAUACUC
Hydra vulgaris (swiftwater hydra) is the source of this 1491-nucleotide messenger RNA. RefSeq names its product protein quaking-B. The record is from RefSeq and is a predicted model, not a curated record. Gene Ontology annotation, cellular component: nucleus. Gene Ontology annotation, molecular function: mRNA binding. Gene Ontology annotation, biological process: regulation of mRNA splicing, via spliceosome. Lineage: Eukaryota; Metazoa; Cnidaria; Hydrozoa; Anthoathecata; Hydridae.